GACAAAUCGACGGCGCUCGCGCUGCCUUUGGCCUGCUCUCUCGUCUGCCCUGCGCCCAUCACUUUGCCGUCGGUCAUUCAUCAUCCAUCACUACUCUGUUCCCUGGUCUUGCGUCAGACGCCCAAGACGAUCGCUUUGGACCAAUUCGGCAAUCAAAAGCCACGUAGCAAUGCUCGCACAGCUGUCAUGAUCGUGCGCUGAUGGAGCAUACAGGGGUCCCACCAUAGCUCUUUCAAUCUAGAAUAUCGACCUUGAAAGCAAAAGCACGCCUAGUGGUCGCUCGUCAACAUGUCUGCAAUCCUGGCUGGAGACCCUGUUGCUGCGGCGCAGCACCAGCAGCAGCUCGAUUCGCAUCCAUUGGCGGGCCCGCCCUCGCCGGAGCUCACGGAAGGAUCCAACGACGCUAGCCAGCUGCCACCCUCUUUCCAGUCUGGAGGUACUGUACGCGGCUUUGGCACCCUCCGAGCCGGGCCCUCGUCGAAGGCGGCGACAAAUGGGCAGAGACCCAACUAUUUUGAUCUCCGGCGGCUGGCUGAGCAAGCCGAGGCCGAAGAGGCGCAGAGGAAGGCAGCCGCCGAGGCCACGUCAGCCUAUGCACCUUCCUCAGCUGCCAGCUCAAGGGCAAGCGAUGUCGGCGGAGAAGAUGGAGACCGGGAGGAUCACGGACAGAGCAGCCUCGCUGACGAGGACGAGGAAGACGAGGAACCCCCCAAGUGGCUUCGUACCUCGAGGCCGCCGUCUCGGGCUGCCCUUGCUUCUCGUCACACCAUCUUCGCAGGAGGAGCACUGAAUAGACCAAGCUCUCGAGCAAGCGUGCAGUCGCCCUCGUCGAUGCCACGUCGCGCUCAGCAUGACCUCUUCGCCGACAUGGAGGCAGCUGAGAGUCAGAGACAGCUGACCCCCACUGUAGGUGGAGCGUCGUUCGAUGACCGGGCCGAAGACUACGGCGAGGGACGCGCAGAGGGCGAGCACAGCCUUCAGCUCCUCUGCUCCCUUCGACUGAUGUCCGACGAAAACAUCGACCGACAUCGUGCCCUGGCAGCACGUCGUCAAUCGAGUAAUACCAUCCAGCGCCCGCAGCCCGCUCGCACGUCUUCGUCUGGUCAAGUGCGCAAACUAGGCACCGCUGCAACAUCUUCACCAUCGCAACCCACUGGGUCAUCCCCUUCGAAUCCCAACAACAACCUCGUCAGAGAGCUCUCGAAUGCGUUGAAAACGGCAGUGGAGCAGGCCAAUGCAGCCUCCGCUGCCAAUCAGCAGGGCAUUCGUCGCCAGGCCACUGCGCUGGCGGCGCAGCAGAAGCGAAGCGAGGCGAGAGAGGCUGCUCUCAAGGACAUUAUGCUCUCUAUGGGUGUAUCCGAGGCCAGGAUCACUCGGGCACUCACCCAUGCCAGUGCCCAGGCAGAGGUGCCCGUCUUUCGAGCCGACGAGAGAUUGGCAGACAAUCUCGUGCGCUCGUCACCGCAGGACGUAAGCAUGCCAUCGUCGAGCAAGUCAUUGAAAGCAUUUGGCGGCGGUGAUGACGAGCAGCUGCCACAAUCACUGCGCGAAGCCAUGUUAGAGGACCUCGAGAGCGGCCUUGGCAUCGACAUGAACCCUAAGGCGCAGCCCACCAGCGUCAACCUUGAUCGUCCACUCUCGGCCUCUGAUUCCUCGUCCCAGGCUGUUGCGACAGCACACGCUGCCAAGAUUCGACAGCCUGUCGCCAUAAAGGCAUCGGAGACUGCAUCUUCACGCACUUAUGCAUCAGCAUCACCAGCCCCCUCACAGAAUUCAGGCAAGAGCGUCAAGUCGUCUUCGCCUUCCAAACAGACAGUAGGAUCGCAGCCAGCCUCGAGCAGUACAGCAAAUAGCUUCGGAUGGGCGAGCAAUCUUGUGCCCUGGGGAUCUGGUAGCGCUACGAGCAAAAAGGCGGCAGCCAGCGUGCAAGCACACAGCCCCGCUGCCGUCGAAGCAGAUGGCUACCUUUCUGACGGUGCGGGCCGCAGAACGAGUCCGCCGCGGUCUCCGACGCCGCGGCGGCCCCACACACGCUCAGCAUCCAUCUCUGCCGUCUUUUCCAGUAUCAACGAUGACGACGAUGACGAUGUCAAGACAGCUCUCAAGGCUCCAUCGUCGAGCUCGACCGGCAGUGCUGCGAUGGGCUUUGGCCUCCUCGGCAGCCUGGCAUGGCGCCCCAGGAAGUCGUCGGGACCUUCGAUACGCGCAACCGCUCACACCGUCGACGCCUCCUUGAACAAGUCGGAGCCAGAUUCGCCCGUGUCUCAAUUUGCUUCCUCAUCGGUCCUCGAUAACGAAAGUGUCGUCGAGACGCUGGCCAGCGAAUCAGACUCGCCGUUCCGGGACAACAAUGAGGACACUAUUAGGGCGAAGGCGUCGCCGCUGAGACCUCAGGCUCAAUACACCCUCUCUGGGCGCGACGUGAGCCAGGCGCUCCACGAGGCAAUUGAAUCACCGCCGGGAACGCUGGCCGUCGAAAGCCUGCAGAGACAGCUGGCUCAUCAAGAUCGCCCGAAUCCGCCUCAUUUCAAGGCAAUCUUCCUCGCCACCAGGAUCAUGACGCCAGACCCUACUAGUCUUCUCCUAGACAGCGGCAAGCGUACCUCGGAACUUGUGGCCACGCUUGCCAUGAGGCUGGUGGGGAGAGCCAGGGAGGAAGGCAUUGUCGUUGAAGAGAAGAGCAACGGUGUACAGGCCACUAAUCGACGACCAUCGAUGCCUUCAAGACCACCAUCACGGUCUGCAGUGGCGAAAGGGCGGGGAGGAACUUCGAGCGCAGACAAAUCGGCCACUGAUGCGCUCAGAGACAUUGACGCCCGACCCUCGCCCCCUGCGCCUGUCUCGACCUCGGCCUCUUCUUCGACUGCUGCGACCUUGGGCCGAGCAUUGGGCAAGUACAGAAAGGCAAUGUACAACCAGCAAAAGUCCAGCACAGCUUCAAUAAGCGACAAGAUUGAGCCAAACGUCACAAGGCUACCGCAGAUGUUUGGUCUACCAGCCUCAGCAGAGUCAGAGAAGGCAGAGAAAGAAAUGAAGCAAGCCAGCGAACCCGUCAACAAAGGAGUUGCACCGUCGGUCGAACUGGAACCAAUCCUGCCAAACGAUGUCAAACCGCCGACGCUGGCUGUCUUUGCCCGUCGAGGUGCCGCCUUGAGGAGUCUUCCUCGAGCCAAGCGAUCUGGGCUGGACCCGCUCGAUGAGGAGGAAAGUUCUGGCGAUGAAUUCGAAGUAUAUGGAGGCAAGGGGCUCGAGCAGGAACCGCCGGAGCCCGUCGGCUCGCGCUUCCAGGACACCUCAGAGCUCCUCACGGAUCGCUACGGCUUUGUGUACGAUGCAACGCCGGCCGACGUGCGGCUGCUACGCAGGGCUAGGCGUGCGGCGACGCCGGCGCCUGCCUGCUUGACAGGCAUCAGAGUCGGGGUGAGAGCGAGGGGAGGCAGCGACAGCCAAAGCGACGAAGAGGACAAAGACGAAGGGAAUGAAGCGGAUGCAGACAGCGAUGAAGCAGAAAGCACGAAGGAGCUAGAGGAGAGAGAAGGAGAAAGAAAGGCGACAAAGGAUGACGCUGAAGCGAGAGAUGUCAAAAGCGGCGAAGAGCAGGGCGUUGGUGAAGACUCCGAUGUAUCUAACAGCGGCUCGCUACAUACUACCUCGUCCCGAAAGACGGCGGGAACAUCGACAACCAACGGUUUGCUUGCAAUUGCCCCGCCGAAGCCCGUCGCUCAGGCCUUUCAGCUCAGUGUGCCCUCUCAGACCACCUUGGCGCCUGGUCCAACCAGUCCCGAGGAAGAGAGGGAAAUGCAAUUCCCCACCGGUCAGCCAAGCACUUCGUCACCGUCAGCUGCACCCGCGCAAGGGCGAGUGGGAGAACGGCCUCACUCCACCUCCCAAACGGUCAAACGCCUGCUCGGCCAGCUUCAGGAGAUGCAUGAGACGCAGCAGUCGACACAGCAGGCCCAGUGGGAUGACUUUUUGAGGAGAAGACGAGAGAACAUGCGCCAGAGGAGAGGAGCGGAGAAAGAUGUUCCCAGCAGAAAGACGGCCACGUCACUCGCAGCCGAUGUGGUCCGAAAGGGGAGCGGAGCGCUGGGGCUUGGUGGAAAUGCGGAUCAGACCAAUGUGCUCGUUUCGACGCCUCCUGUGGAGAAGGCCCCUGAAGAGGAUUGGUCGGUCGGUCUCGUCGGCUUCUCGCAGCUGACAGCCCUUGCCAACGCAUCUUCUGCCUCACAAUCGGCCCCAUCUUCCUCUUCUGGCGUGCCGACUUCCGUAGGCAGCGCAGGUCAAGGGGCGGUACAGCGUGCCAGGACCGACCUCGCCGAGUUCUUACGGCUGGUGCAAGGUGGUAUCCCCCUCGUUUACCGAUCCAAGAUCUGGGUCGAGUGCUCGGGAGCAAACGAGGUUGCAGAACCGGGGAGGUAUCAGGAACUCCUCGAUGAGCACGAGGGCGAGAGCAACCAGUGCACAGACCAGAUUGAUCUCGAUGUGGGAAGGACGAUGCCCACAAAUGUCUACUUUGGAGGGGAAGGUCCUGGCGUGGUGAAGCUGAGGAGGCUUCUCGUGGCUUUCUCGUGGUACAACCCUAGAUGCGGCUACUGUCAAGGUAUGAACAAUCUGGCUGCUACGCUGCUCCUUACACAUUCGUCAGAGGAAGAGGCAUUUUGGGUGCUGGUCUGCAUUAUCGAGAAGAUCCUCCCAGCCGAAUACUACACGUCGCACCUCCUCGUGAGCCAGGCAGAUCAGCGCGUGCUCAUCGACCUCGUCGACGAGCUCCUUCCUCGCCUAUCGGCCCACGUCCAAGAUCUCGGCGUGGACCUCCCCGCCGUGACAUUUGCUUGGUUCUUGAGCCUCUACACCGACUGUCUGCCCGUCGAGACGCUGUUUCGAGUUUGGGACCUCCUCUUUGUCGAAGGCAGCAUCGUCCUCUUUCGUGUCGCGCUGGCCAUCCUCAUCAUCAAUGAAGACCGCCUCUUGGCGGCCGAUAGUGCCGGUGGCUUCUACGGCGUCGUGCACAGCAUGACAUCGCACCUCUUCGCCGUCGAUCGCCUCGUCUUGCUCGCUUGCGGCGCGGCAGAGGGUGGUGCAUCCGGAGGACUGAAAGACAAGAUCAGUUUCGAGAAGGUGGAGAGGAGCAGAAAGAAGCAUGUAGAGAUGCUCGCAAAGGAGCUGGGACUGGAGAGCACUGCAGGAGACAGUGCAGUGGGUGGCGUCGAAGCAUCGUGACGUCGUUCCAUAUCAACAUCAUCAUCAUCAUCAUUCAAACACUUAUUCAUUCAAUUAGCAGCAUUACGAGACUUGGUACCUGAUCUGUAUAGUAUCUCCUUUCUCUCCUUGAUCGAUC
Acaromyces ingoldii is the source of this 5338-nucleotide messenger RNA. RefSeq names its product TBC-domain-containing protein. NCBI's taxonomy places the organism in Eukaryota, Fungi, Basidiomycota, Exobasidiomycetes, Exobasidiales, Cryptobasidiaceae. Bases 289 to 5220 code for a protein of 1643 amino acids. The transcript is spliced from 4 exons. The record is from RefSeq and is a predicted model, not a curated record.